CAAGUUUGGUGAACAGUGCGUCACCCGCGACUUCUGUUCCUCGACGACCCAGAUGAGGCAAUUAGACCCACUUUCCGUGGAAAUAUCAGUAUUGGAAUGGGCUUCCGGUGAGAGAUACAGAAGAGAAAAGGAAGAGGACGACUCGGUUCGAGUGAUGGUCAGCAAACCUCAAGUGCCAAUCCACUGUGCGUCUUAAUGGGAUCGCGGACAGCGCGGAGUGAGUCAUCCACGGCGGGCCAAGGCGCUGCGUGGCAGAAUAAAGAGGGGGCUCAACUCGACACGCGCUGUUGGAGUGUUCGGAUCCGGACAUGGAGCACGGGAGACUCGAGUCUACUUAUGUCGGAUCACAGGAUGUCCGGUUUAUGACUUGCGCUACUUUCCAUGCGUGGAUACUUUAAACAGGGACUUUUUUUUCUUUUUCUUUUUGCGUGUGGGAAUUUAAUUGAUCAUAACGGACGCAGUGGACUUAUUCACCAAAGAGGAUUAAAAGCCACGUAAAGUUAGAGCAAAUUCACCAAUUUUGAACCUGUGGGACAACUUUGUGUUGAAAAAAGAAAAGAAAGUGAAAGUUUUAGUCAAUGUGAAGCACUUUAUCAUCUUGUCUUGCAGCUACAAAAAAAAAGAAGAGGUGCAUUUUUUUACUUUUUUUCUUUGAGAGCUAUGAAGGGACUGCACAUGCAUGCCACCGUGGGACUGGUGCUCCUGUGGUUCACGCUCGUCACGGCGACGCCCACCCGCACCCAGACCUCCGCGCCGGGGAGGAACGCGAGCCGCGCCUCGAGGAGAGCGUCGGAGCCGGUGAGACGCGAGGCCCCGUGGAGAAGCCGGGGGAGGACGUCUCUCGUGGUCCAGAGGGAUUUCCACAGAUUGAAAACAGACAAAGGGGAUCAGGUUGUCGCCCUACUCCCCGAGGAUCUUAGAAAAAAGGAAAAAUACCUGAAACACAGAACAGGUCCGCUCUACUUCAGUCCCAAGUGCAGGGAGCACGUGCACAAAUUGUACCACCAGAGAGACUGCACGAUACCGGCAUAUUUCAAAAGAUGUGCACGGCUUCUCACGCGGCUAGCGGGCAGCCCGCAGUGCACGGGAGGCUAACACAUCCUAACAGGUUGACGCCUCAACAGCCGCUAUCCAGGAUGUUUUUCAAAAGGGGGAAAAAGUGGCUAGGACUUCUUGGAAAAGUGCCCUAAAUUACUGUGACCAGCUCUGAUUGAGAUCAAGCACACACGCGUCCUUCUACUGAAGUUGGCUCUACUCUUGACAUGGAUCAUAAUGGAUGGUGCAAGGACCUCCCCUCUCCCCAACCUCUAAAUGUCAAAUGAGGCCGCUGCUUGGCUUGCAAAUGGACAACUGUGUCUAAACUAUUGAUCGCCUAGCGAGACGUUUUAUCGGCGACAUGGAGAUGACGACAGCGGGAAGUCCCAGACGCUCCCGAGAAAGCCUUUAUUUAUGUAUUUGAAUCAUCACUCCACAGUAGACCGCGACCAUGUGUCUGUACAUAGUGUAAAACCAUGAGAUCUACGAUAAAUUAAGUGAGGCACAGCGUUAUACAGCUUGUACUAUAUGAUAAAACAAAAUAUAUUUAAAUAAAUUAUACAAU
Entelurus aequoreus (snake pipefish) is the source of this 1600-nucleotide messenger RNA. Its product is annotated as ALK and LTK ligand 2-like. The record is from RefSeq and is a predicted model, not a curated record. The transcript has 5 exons. Gene Ontology annotation, biological process: positive regulation of ERK1 and ERK2 cascade; positive regulation of ERK5 cascade. The coding region runs from base 661 to 1095 and encodes 144 amino acids. Lineage: Eukaryota; Metazoa; Chordata; Actinopteri; Syngnathiformes; Syngnathidae. Gene Ontology annotation, molecular function: receptor tyrosine kinase binding; receptor signaling protein tyrosine kinase activator activity.